GUUUUGAAAGAAAAAAUGCGGAAAAAUUGGAAAAAUUCGCCGAAAUUCGUACGAAAAGUCGAUAAGACAAAAAUCUUACCAGUCGUUGGUGAAACGAAUAUUCUAAUUACCUCCGCUCUUCCUUAUGUCAAUAAUGUUCCACAUUUGGGAAAUAUUAUUGGAUGUGUUUUAAGCGCUGAUGUUUUUGCAAGGUAUUGUCGGCAGAAAGACUUCAAUUGUUUAUUUAUAUGUGGUACCGAUGAAUAUGGAACAGCAACUGAAACUAAAGCGCUUCAAGAAAACGUGGCACCGAAAGAAAUCUGUGACAAAUAUUUCUUAAUUCAUAAAGCUAUUUAUGAGUGGUUUAAUAUUGAAUUCGAUAACUUUGGAAGAACCACAACAGAACAUCAGACUGAACUUACACAAGAGAUUUUUCUGAAUAUUUUUGAAAAUGGAUAUACAUCAAUUGCUACAUUAGAUCAAUUAUUCUGCGGAAACUGUAAAAGAUUUUUGGCAGAUCGAUAUGUACACGGUGAAUGCCCAAUGUGCCAUUUUGACGAUGCUCGUGGCGAUCAAUGUGAUGGAUGCGGUAAAUUAAUAAAUGCAGUGGAGUUAAUUAAUCCAAGAUGUCAAAUCUGCAAUUUAGCUCCUAUUGUUAAGCCAUCAAAACAUAUAUUUGUUCGACUUGAUUUACUUUCUGAUGAUGUGGAAAAACAUUUAAAUAAUGUUAUAAAUGACAAAAAUAGUAAAUGGUCUACAAAUGCGAUAUCGAUUGCAAAAAGUUGGAUAAAAGGUGGUCUUGAGAAGCGAUGCAUUACGAGAGAUAUGAAAUGGGGAAUUCCGGUUCCACUUCCAGAUUUUGCUGAUAAAGUUUUUUAUGUAUGGUUCGAUGCGCCUAUAGGUUAUAUAUCGAUAACAAAAGAACUACUAGGUGAUAAAUGGGUUCAUUGGUGGAAAAAUCCUGCCAAUGUUGAGUUGUACAAUUUUGUUGGGAAGGAUAAUGUUGCUUUUCAUUCAGUCAUGUUUCCUGCUUGUUUAAUUGCCACGGGUAAUAAUUUUACGUUGGUUAAUCAUUUGUGUGCUACAGAACAUCUGAAUUAUGAAAAUACAAAAUUUAGCAAGUCUCGCGGAACUGGUGUAUUUGGUGAUAUGGCAAAAGAAACAGGUAUUGAAGCUGAUAUAUGGAGGUUUUACUUAUUGUAUAUGCGACCCGAAACACAGGACACUACAUUUGCCUGGAAUGAUUUCGCCUUAAAAGUAAAUUCAGAACUAUCGAAUAACCUGGGAAAUUUCAUAAAUAGAGCUUUAUCAUUCAUCACGUCUGCUUUCAAUGGUGUUGUGCCUAAUAUGAAAUUAUCCGAUGAUGAAAUAAUAUUAAUCAAUGAAAUUGAAAAUGAUCUGAUUGAAUAUAAUGCUUUACUAUCGUCUGUUAAACUUCGAGAGGGCAUUACUAAAAUUUUAGCGAUGUCUCGCCGUGGAAAUCUUUAUAUGCAGUCGAUGAAACCAUGGACAUUAAUUAAAGGAAAUGAACAACAGAGGCUUAGAGCUGGUACAAUCGUUGGUGUCGCAGCAAAUAUUUCUUAUUUAUUAGCUAUUGUAUUACAUCCUUAUAUGCCAAAUGUAAGUCGUCGAAUUCGCGAACAGUGUGGUCUUCCUGAAUUGCCAUUAAUUCCGGAAAUUCCGAUUGAGUUUUUGCCUGAAGGACACAAAAUUGGCCUGGUUUGUUGUAUUUCUUUUCAUAAUCUUUUCGUAAUUAUAAGAAAAAAAUUUUAUUUGGAAUCAUGGCAAUCAUUUUCCAGCAGAUUUCAGAAAAUCUCUGAGAACAGUGUGGACAAAAAUUUUAGUGAAAGUAAGAUCUUAAAUUUAUCCAAUAUUUUUAUAGAUGGAGAUGACACUAUUGAUAUAGGGCGUCUAGAUUUACGUGUUGGACGCAUUUUAAAGGCUGAAAAACAUCCAGAUGCUGAUGCACUUUAUGUAGAACAAAUUGAUGUUGGUGAGGAAAAACCAAGAACUGUAAUCUCUGGUUUAGUUCGCUUUGUGCCAGUUGAAAUGAUGCAGAAUAGAUUAGUGAUUUGCUUAUGCAAUUUGAAACCAGUAAAAAUGCGAGGUAUUGAAUCGCAAGCUAUGGUGAUGUGUGCUUCAACAGUAGAGAAUGUUGAAAUUCUUGAAGUCGAUUCAUCUUCUGUGCCGGGUCAACGUAUUCUUUGUCGUGGCUUCAGAUAUCGACCUGAUUCAGUUCUUAAUCCAAAAAAGAAAAUAUGGGAGACUAUUGCUGUUGAUCUUUUUGUUGAUGAAGAUGGAUAUGCGACCUAUAGAAAUAAAAGAAUCGUUGUUGAAGGAAUAGAAACACCUAUAACUGCUCCCACAUUGCGAAAAGUACCCAUAAAAUAA
This is a messenger RNA of Dracunculus medinensis (Guinea worm), 2370 nucleotides long. NCBI's taxonomy places the organism in Eukaryota, Metazoa, Nematoda, Chromadorea, Rhabditida, Dracunculidae. The record is from the annotation of a GenBank genome assembly.